CGAAGCCAUCCCCGUGCGGCUCGGCCGCUGCCCCCCUCCCCGUCCUCAGCUGCAGAUGUGGCUUGUCUCCGGGAGACAGAGCCUUCCGAGCCCCCGGUGCCCGCAGCCCCCAGGACCCCGACCCCAGGUCCUGCCCGGGAGCUCCCCUGCCUGCCCCGCAUCAGCCCCGCGACCACUGGCACCAUGCACUCCCUGGACGAGCCUCUGGACCUGAAGCUGAGCAUCACCAAGCUGCGGGCAGCUCGGGAGAAGCGUGAGCGGGUCCUGGGGGUCGCCCGGCAUCGGGCCCUGCACCGCGACCUCAGCCUAGUCGACAACGGCCCGUCUCCGGCCUCGCCCAGUCCCCCGCCGGCAGGCUUCCUGCUGAACCCAAAGUUUCCCGACAAGGGGGAUGGGCGCUUCUCGGCCGCCCCGCUGGUGGAUCUGAGCCUGUCACCCCCAUCAGGGCUGGACUCGCCUGGGGGUAGCACCUCCCUGUCCCCCGAGCGCCAGGGCAACGGGGACCUGCCGCUGUCCGCUGCCCACGAUUUCCAGGCUCUGCGCUACAUCGACGGAGUUCCCAGCUCCUUCCAGUUCUUCUUGCCUCUCAACCCCGGGGGUGCCCUGCAUCUGCCCUCCUCUUCCUUCCUCACCCCGCCCAAGGAGAAGCGCCUCUCCCCGGAGCUGUCUCUGCAGAAGCAGCUGGUCUGCCGCUGGGCCAAGUGUAACCAGCUCUUUGACCUGCUGCAAGACCUGGUGGAUCACGUGAACGACUUCCACGUCAAGCCCGAGAAGGACGCCGGCUACUGCUGCCACUGGGAGGGCUGUGCCCGCCACGGACGAGGCUUCAACGCCAGGUACAAGAUGCUGAUCCACAUCCGCACGCACACCAACGAGAAGCCGCACCGCUGCCCCACGUGCAACAAAAGCUUCUCUCGGCUCGAGAACCUCAAAAUCCACAACCGCUCUCACACAGGUGAGAAGCCGUACAUCUGCCCCUACGAGGGCUGCAACAAACGCUACUCCAACUCGAGCGAUCGCUUCAAGCACACCCGCACCCACUACGUGGACAAGCCCUACUACUGCAAGAUGCCCGGCUGCCACAAGCGCUACACGGACCCCAGCUCCCUGCGCAAGCACAUCAAGGCCCACGGCCACUUCGUGUCCCACGAGCAGCAGGAGCUGCUUAAACUGCGCCCUCCGCCCAAGCCCCCCCUGCCCCCCGGCGACGCGCCCUACGUCAGCGGGGCCCAGCUCAUCAUCCCCAAUCCGGCCGCCCUCUUCGGGGGGCCCGGGCUCCCCGGGCUGGGCGCUCCCCUGCCCUUACCCCUGGCCCCCGCCCCCCUCGACCUCAGCGCUCUGGCCUGUGGCGGGGUGGGCUCCGGGGCUGCGGCAGCAGCGGCCGCGGCGCUGAGCGGCCUGCCCAGCCCGGUGCUCUCCCUGAACCGGGGGCCCCUGAACCUCGCCAAGAACCCCCUGCUGCCCUCUCCCUUCGGGGCCGGCGGGCUGGGCCUGCCCAUGGUGUCCCUCGUCGCCGGCCGGCCCGAGGCCGAGAGGGGCCGUGGGGGCGGCAAGACUUCGGGGCCGGAGGGCCGCGGGGACUCGGCCGAGAGGACUGAGCGGGGAGGUCGGCCCCGGCCCGGCCCCGACGGGCUGUCCCUGCUCCCCGGGACCGUCCUGGACCUCUCCACGGGGAUGGGUUCCGGGUCCAGCCCCGAGGCGCUGCCCCCGGGCUGGGUGGUCAUCCCGCCGGGCUCCGUGCUGCUCAAACCCGCCGUGGUGAGCUGAGGCCCCGGGCCCUGGCCUCCCCCGGGCCCCCGGACACCCCCGACGGCCGUUUCUCACGGCCCCCACCUCGUCCCCCGCAACCUGACGAACGGAAACUCUCUGAGAAAUAGCAAUAAUAUCCCCCUGGGCCCUGCUUCCACCCCCUAAGUCCCCUUAGAGCUGGAGUUUUCUGGGCCCCAAGCGGGGCGCUGCCCACCCGGCCGGGGCCCCGGUGUCUGCAGAAACGGCUCCCACCUUGCCCCCUGAGCAGAGGGGCCAGGCAACCCUGGGCCUCCUGGAAACCAACUGGAGCCUCUCGAGCCUCUCGGCCGGGGUAGGCUGGGCAGAGUGGCUGAGCGGCAUGGCUGGGCAGAGGGGUUGGGCUGAAUGGCCAGCGGCCGAUCCGGGGCCCGGCCCGGCACCGGGAUGGGGCCGAAGCCUGUUUGGGCCCGGCUGGGGGCCUCCGGCCUCGGCCCCGCGGCUGCCGGGCGGGCCCUGCCAACUCCAGCGAGGCCAGCCUCCUCCUCCCUCGCCUCCAUGCCUCUCCCAGGGCCCUCAGUGCCAGCGGGCUUCCGCCCACCUCCCCUCCACAGGGUGGUCUCCUUUCCUGACCCUGGCUGAACCAACGCUCACCCAGCAGUAAAGACUGGCACCCAGGCCUGCCCCACCGCCUCCUAGUGCCAACCAACCCAGAGGAGGCAACAGCUGGUCAUGCUGCCCAUCGGUCCCGCUUCUCUCAGAAGCCUGGCACGGACAGUGUGGAAGCCUCCCUGUCCUGGAAACCCCUGGGGCGGGGUGGGGGGGUUGUCAGGCAGAGGGCAUGGAGGGCAGCUGGUUUUAGCCAGCUCCCUCUCCCGAGCCUCAGACCUGCUGCUGUCACCCCCCGACCCUAUCCCCCAACCCGCUGCUUUAACUGGGUGGCCGCCACGUGGUCCAGAGCCCCGAGAGCGGUGCCCCCUGCUCCCUCCCAGAGCCCGGCACCAGUCCCGGGACAGAGGAGUGACGGGAAGUGGCUGGGGCCACGGGCUCUCGGGACUCUUGGGGGCGGGGACCGCCCGGACCCCUCUUCCUCCAACCCGCCUUCCUGGGCAGAGAGGGAGAGCGAGACAGACGUCCCCCUGGCAGUGCCAUGGAGAGAAUCAGACCUUCCUUUCCCCCGACCAUGCUUGCAGCGACAAGGCUCCUCCCCCUGCCCCGGGGAGAGCUGCU
Tachyglossus aculeatus (Australian echidna) is the source of this 2955-nucleotide messenger RNA. RefSeq names its product GLIS family zinc finger 2 (gene GLIS2). The record is from RefSeq and is a predicted model, not a curated record. The transcript is spliced from 7 exons. The coding region runs from base 184 to 1767 and encodes 527 amino acids. Gene Ontology annotation, cellular component: nucleus. Gene Ontology annotation, biological process: smoothened signaling pathway; regulation of transcription by RNA polymerase II. NCBI's taxonomy places the organism in Eukaryota, Metazoa, Chordata, Mammalia, Monotremata, Tachyglossidae. Gene Ontology annotation, molecular function: RNA polymerase II cis-regulatory region sequence-specific DNA binding; DNA-binding transcription factor activity, RNA polymerase II-specific.